AUGAUACACGAGGUCCUCACAUCCAUGAUCUUGGAAGCAUUCCUCUCCAAAUACCCUGACAGAAAAACAGAGAUAGAGGCACUGCAGGUCAACUGGAAGUCCCAAGAGCCUUCAAAUGAAGAGUGGAACACCAAAAAGGAGCUUUCUAACAUCAUCAAUGCAGCCUUUCAAGUCUACCUUAAGGAAGAGGCAUUGCAGUCCCAGUCCUUUAAUUACUGGAGCACAUAUGUUUCUGACUUGUUCCCAAUAUUGAGGGAUCUGACCAACUCUCUGCGCUCUGGAGACUGGAUUCUCUACCUCAGUGCAAUAGAGAGGGCAACUUCACUGUUCUUCUUUUUUGGGAGAACAAACUAUUGUCGAUGGACACCAUUAUUCCUGCAAGACUGCUAUCAACUGAAGGAGAAGUUCCCACUCCUCUAUGACUCAUACAUACAUGGUGGAUUUGUUGUGAACACCACCAAGAAAGGUAGUGGAGUGCCAUUUGACCAGGCACUAGAGCAGUGUUACAACCGGCCUGCCAAAGUGAGUGGAGGGAUAAUUGGGGUCACCAGGAAGAAGGAAGCAGUAGCUCUUUGGGGAAUCAUCAAGCAUAAAAAGGACCAGUAUGUUGAUCUCCUUGAGAUGAGGGAUGAUGUUGGAGGAGAACUCUCGCUUCAUCAUGACUUCAACCCGAGCACUACAACUAAAGUAGUUAAGAUGGUGCAAGACAUAGAGGAAUAUCUCCUCAAUGUAUGCAGUUCUUUAAGAGACCAGGGCAUGCUUAAGAAUGUUCUCACUGGAGAAAUUGUGACCAAGCUAACAGAGAGUGCAAUACAAAUGGCUGAAAGAUUCUUGGUCAAAUGUCUCAAACCAUCAACAGACAUGGAGACAUUUGACGACCUGCGCAUUGCUGCGUUCGAUAGGACAAAGCAAAAAAAAGAUCAAACCAGAGGCUCUACACUUGGCGCUGUGGCGGAGACUCCCAUGCCUGUCCUCUCCAGAAAAUCCUUCAAGAAGCUUCCUGAGUGGGAUUUUGAGGAUAUUUAUAACCAGGAUGCUCCACCCAGGCAGACAACAUGUGCCAAGUCUCUGCGAAACUCUCAGGAUGAAAGCUUCAAGAAGGCUUUCCUCCCCAACAUACGUUUGUUAAUGCACAAAAUCAACAUGAGCGAGUGGAACCGGCUUUCACAUUUUAACAAUCCUUUCGGUUUUAUGGAGUUCAACCAUGAUGAGGUGAUGGCUGGAGCGAAGUUGAUCCCCAAGCCAAAUGAGCCACUACUCCUUCCAAAGCCAGGCAGUGACCGGUGUAUGAGCUGUGCUGUGGUGGGCAUGGGAGGAAUCCUCAAUGGCUCUAAAAUGGGGAAAGAAAUUGAUGCUCACGAUUAUGUUUUUCGGAUGAACGGUGCAAUCACCAAAGGUUUUGAGGAGGACGUAGGAAACAGGACCUCGGUGUACGUUCACACCGCCCACUCUAUCACUGCGUCUAAGUAUCUUCUACGGAAGUACGGAUACAAAUCCAUCCCUGAUGAUGAGGGUAUAAAGUACGUAAUGAUUCCUGAGGGGAUGAGGGACUUCAAUUGGAUGGAGGGUCUUUUCAAAAACCAAACGGUCACUGCUGGGCAAUAUAAAAACAAGAGGCCGUGGACAUACUAUGCCGAACAGUACAAUGAGACCCGCUUCUAUGUUCUGCACCAGGAUUUCCUCAGAUACGUUCGAAACAGGUUUUUAAAGUCUCCUCACCUGAAUGAUCCACACUGGGCGAUAGUCAGACCAACCAAUGGGGCAUUCACUCUCUUCCUGGCUCUGCACACCUGUGACACUGUGAGUGCAUAUGGAUUCAUCACUGAGGACUUCAGGAAAUACUCUACCUACUAUGUUGAGAAGCAUAUUAAAACCAAAGUAAUUUUGUACUCCAACCACGACUAUAUCCUGGAGAAGAAUGUGUGGAAAAAACUACACGACAGCAAAAUACUUAAGCUGUAUCAAAGGCUGGAGUCAGAAACGGGGACAAAAUCGCCAAGCAAAAUGCCAUGA
Anoplopoma fimbria (sablefish) is the source of this 2013-nucleotide messenger RNA. Its product is annotated as alpha-N-acetylgalactosaminide alpha-2,6-sialyltransferase 1-like. The transcript has 10 exons. Gene Ontology annotation, molecular function: sialyltransferase activity. The record is from RefSeq and is a predicted model, not a curated record. NCBI's taxonomy places the organism in Eukaryota, Metazoa, Chordata, Actinopteri, Perciformes, Anoplopomatidae. Bases 1 to 2013 code for a protein of 670 amino acids.